AUGGCUGCAAAGCUUUUAGCAACCAGUUGGGAGGUAUGGGAUCUAUCAGGACAAAAACUGAAGUACCUUCCUCAGGACCUUCUGGCACCAGUUACUUUGUAUACAAGUGUGGACUUGCAGAGGAACAAACUAAAACGUGUCACCGGCAUCUCCAAAAACACCAACAUCACAGAGCUUAAUCUGUCCAGGAACAAGAUAAUCGAGUUUUCUCAAGAAAUCUGCAACUUGGAAAAUUUACAGACACUCUAUAUGAAUCAUAACAAUGUCAGAUCAAUUCCAGAAGGAAUCUUCCCACAUCUUAGAAAUUUAAAGUUCCUAAAACUCAGCACCAAUCGCCUGGCAAGGCUUCCUUCAGAUAUAAACCAGUGUCCCAGUCUUACUUACCUGGACCUUUCCAAAAACUGCCUGCAAAACAUCGAACCACUAGUUGGGCUACCAAAACUGAGGGAGCUAUUGGUUGAGAAGAAUCAGCUUACAGAGCUACCAUCCCAGCUUUUCCAGAAAGGUAGCUGUGAGCUGACCAAGUUCAAGGCCAUGGGUAAUCCACUGAGGUGUCCACCAGAGGAAGUCUGUGCUGGAGGGGUCAUGGACAUUCAGAGCUACUUCCUUCAAAUGGAGGAGAACCCCAAUGCUCAAACUACCUGGACAGUUAAAGCAAUGUUUCUGGGCUCUUCCAUGGCCGGGAAGUCCACACUCUGCCACAGCCUCAGGGAAGGGAAGCCUGUGGCAGUUGCAAUGAAGGAUCGGACGGAAGGAAUAGAUAUCACUUGGCUGUACACCCAUGAAGUCCGCUUCCUUCUCUGGGACUUUGCAGGGCAGGAGGAGUACUAUCUGACACAUCAUAUCUUUAUCACACCAAGAGCACUUGUUAUCCUUACUGUCAAUUUGGCCAGCUAUAGCACUGUAGACCCAGAGUCUUUCAAAGACCAGAUUUGGUUCUGGUUAAACAACAUACAGUUACGUGUGCCAAAUGCAGUGGUCAUGCUUGUGGGAACACACUGUGAUCAGUGCAGAGACCUGGAAGAGGUAAUGGAGAAGAAGAAAGACAUUGAUGAGAAGGUUAACAUAAUGCUGGUAAACAGAAAGAUGGUUUUAAAGUACCAGAAGAAAAAUCUGGAAGAAAAUACAGACCCAUUUCUCUACAUGGAUCAAGUGGAUGAGAUUGAUUCCCUUUUAGACUACAAUUUGAAGGUGUUGGAUCUUCUAACUCUUGACUGCACAAAGACUGAGGAUAUUGUAAGAUUCAGAAGUCAUAUUUUGAAUUGCAUUCAAUCAGAAAGCGCUUUCCUUUGUUCUGAGACCAUCUUACCACAAAGUUAUGAAGAAGUGGAACAAGCCAUCCAAAACCUUGUUACACUAGAACAGAUUCCUCAACAUGGUAUUAUUCUACUUGAAGAACUCUGUGAUUUAAUAAUGAACCAUGUAACACAGAGCAGAGAGCACCUCCACUCCAUAUUGCAAUUCCUCUUGCGAUAUCUGCACAGAAUUGGGGUUAUUAUUUGGUAUGAAGAUAUUGAUGUACUAAGUGACCAUGUGUUUAUCCAGCCUUCAUUCCUCAUUUCAAUGUUCAAGACCAUUGUGAGACAUGACCUGGUGCAGCAGCUUGAGAGAAUCUCAAGAGACCUACUCAUGCAAGAAGGAGCUCUGGUGAAACAAAGGUUCAUCUGGGUGGAGGACUUGCGGUGCAGAGGCACCCUGCACAAUGCAGCCCUGCGCAUCUUAGUCCGGAGGGAGUUAGAGAAACUGGUCAUAAAUGAUGAUGAUGAUUUGGUCAGAGAGGUAGUAGGUAACAAAAGGGAGGAAGGCAUAAUUCUCACCCUGUUGCAGCACUUUGAGGUUUGCCUCCCAACUCUUGUCAGAAGCCCCAUGAACCCCCAAGCACCAGACUUCAUCCCAGGAGGAAAUCACUGGGAGUCAGUCAGGGAGUCGAAGAGAGACCCUGAUGGAGCUUGCCUCUUCCCCAUCUAUCUGAAGGAUGACCUCAUAGUAUGUCAGAAAUGGGGUGAGAACAAGCAGGAUGAUCUCAGAGUGCAUGUGUACGUCCUUCCUGAGGUUCCACAUGGCUUCUUUCACAGACUGAUCAUUAAGACGUGCUCUCUUUACUCGACUCACUGGGUGGGAAAGGAGCAGUGUCUCCUCUGCUGUGGAAACAGACUUGCUCUGUUUAGACAGGGGGACAACAAUGGAGAUUCCUUUAUAGAGAUACGCUGCCGAAGACCUGAGAAGGAUGAAGAGUUUCGGCAGAUGUGGGAUCUGAUCUUGACAGUGAUGUCCAAGCUGUUUCUGCUGUCAAGGCAGUGGCCAGGACUGACCCAGCAGGUGCACACUCCCUGUCCAGAGAGAGGCUGUCUGCAUUAUUUUACCUGGAGAGACUGGCAGGAACUGAACAACACCAACCUUUACAGUCUUGUGAAGGAGGAAAAAUUAGUUUGCCAGGGAGGCCAUACACGACGAACGGAAUUCAUUUUUCCAAAAGUGAUGACUGAUGAGAAUGACGUCAAAGAAGACAAACACAGCAUCACAACCUCUUAA
This is a messenger RNA of Neolamprologus brichardi, 2532 nucleotides long. RefSeq names its product malignant fibrous histiocytoma-amplified sequence 1 homolog. NCBI's taxonomy places the organism in Eukaryota, Metazoa, Chordata, Actinopteri, Cichliformes, Cichlidae. The record is from RefSeq and is a predicted model, not a curated record.